Messenger RNA from Betta splendens (Siamese fighting fish), 3416 nucleotides. Its product is annotated as beta-1,4-galactosyltransferase 1-like. Gene Ontology annotation, molecular function: cytoskeletal protein binding; beta-N-acetylglucosaminylglycopeptide beta-1,4-galactosyltransferase activity. The coding region runs from base 1198 to 2301 and encodes 367 amino acids. Lineage: Eukaryota; Metazoa; Chordata; Actinopteri; Anabantiformes; Osphronemidae. The record is from RefSeq and is a predicted model, not a curated record. Gene Ontology annotation, biological process: carbohydrate metabolic process; protein N-linked glycosylation. The transcript is spliced from 6 exons.
AGAACCAAGAAGCUUUAGGUUCAGAACCAGACGAUGUUUUCUGAAUAGGUGCAAGAGGCCAUGUCACCAAAAAUUCUAUCCCGAGAAGAAAGAAUGUCCUGCAACAGUCCACCUCCACCUUGAACUUGUCUGUCUGACCUACAGUACAACUCACCCCAUCAUACCCCUCUCAUACAUGUCCUGGACUACUCUGACGUACUACUGCCACUCCCAACAACAUCAUCCAGUACCACAGCUCCUCCCUCGGUCAUACGCCUUCUCUAAAUCUACAAAGACACAAUGCUGCUCUUUUUGACCAUGUCUGUACUUGUCCAUCAAAAUUCUAUUUAUUUAGCUCUCACAUUUUAAAUUAACAUUGUGUAAAUAAGUUUAUGAAGUAAGAAUGAAUUUAGGCUGAAGUAGGACUGAGACAAGAAUACAAGGAAGAAAAGAAAAAAAUAUAAAGGAAAAUUUUCGUCUGAAAUGUCAAUGUUAUAUGAACUAGAAGACGAAUUAAUCGGUUUAUUGUUAUUACAAUUUUUCGUAAAUUGAAAUGUGCCAUGUUUUCGAACGAAUCAGUACAUAUGAUAAUCUGACGCAAUAAGCUUAAAAGACAAUGGUGAAAAGUUUAAAUUACACCACAUUUUUUACUUUCGGUUAAGUGUAUUUUGAAACCGUUAAGCGGAAGUAAAACGUGUCCUUAUUCCGUUAGCUUCUCCAGCGGCCGGGCAGCAAAGCCGAGCCACAAACUUUGCCGAGUUUUUUCCGCAGAUUUUCUAAGCGUCGCAGUUUGAAUUAGCCAUUUUUUAUAAUUAUGUUACUUUUAUUUUCGGACAUCUUUGUUUUAUAGUCCACUGACAGGAGUUCAUGCUAGGCUUCAGUAGACGGAGACAGGGAGUCUCCGAGAGGCUAACAGAACUGCUGGGACAAGACCUAAACCAGAGACAACCACCCGGACCAGGACCCAGCGGAACCGCCUGCUGCUUGGUAUCUGUCAGCCGAGACUGAGCAGACGUCUUUAUCCGACUAAUGUUGUUAGUCGCUUUCUCUUUCAGAGCAUUUUCUUAAAACUUCGUAAUUGCGACGCGAACUUUCAUCAAAAUGGAUCCGGAAAGCAGCAGAUAACAGCGGCUUAGUACGGAGCAGAAGUUUGUCCAGGCUGUUGUCUUUUUCAACCUGAGCCGGAACCACUGUUAGUUCGCCAUUAAACUGUUCGUCAUGCCCGGAGACUCCGUCAACUUUAACCUUCUCCACCAGACCUGUAAACUGGUGGUGCUGCUGUGUCUGCUCCACAUCUCCGUCACUCUGGUCUUUUACGUCCGUUCAUUGGACAAAAGUGCUUCGUUCGUCCAGAACCAGCAGUCUGGUUAUACUGUCACACCACCGAACUAUGGCAGACCCGAACCCAAAGGCGGGAGAGAGGAGCCCGCGAUUGUUGAGCCAGAGCCGCAGAUUAAAGACGAACAGAAGUCCACGGAACCGGAGGUGGAGCCGCCCGCGAAGGCGCAAGAGAAAUGCCCAGAAACAUCACCUGUGCUCGUGGGUCCUCUGCGGGUGGAGUUCAACACUCCGGUGAAUCUGGAGCAGAUAAAAAGCGACAAUCCCAAUGUGCAGCAUGGUGGACGCUUCAAACCCAAAGAUUGUGAGGCGCUGCAGAAAGUUGCUAUCAUCAUCCCCUUUCGCAAUCGAGACGAGCACCUGAAGUACUGGCUGUACUACCUGCACCCCAUCCUGCAGAGGCAGCAGCUGGACUAUGGAGUCUACGUCAUCAACCAGGAUGGAGACCAGGUCUUCAACCGAGCCAAGCUGCUCAACAUUGGCUUCGCAGAGUCUCUGAAGGAGUACGACUACAACUGUUUCGUCUUCAGCGACGUCGACCUGAUCCCCAUGGACGACCGCAACACCUACAAGUGCUUCAGCCAGCCCCGGCACCUGUCUGUGUCCAUGGACAAGUUUGGCUUCAGGUUACCUUACAAUCAGUACUUUGGUGGCGUUUCUUCCCUGAGUAAAGAACAGUACUUGAAGAUCAACGGCUUCCCCAACAACUACUGGGGCUGGGGCGGAGAGGACGACGAUAUCUACAACAGGGUGGUGUCCAAAGGCAUGUCCAUCUCCAGACCCAGUGGGGAGGUGGGAAAGUGUCGAAUGAUCAAACACGACAGAGACAAACAGAACGACCCUAACCCUCAGAGGUUCGACCGGAUCUCCCACACCAGAGAGACGAUGCACAAAGAUGGGAUCAACUCUCUGUCCUAUAAAGUGGUGAAGGUAGACAAGUUUGACCUGUUCACCAAAAUAACAGUGGACGUGGGUAAACCGUGACGACCACCGGGACCAGAGACAAACUGUGACGACCGCUGGGACCAGAGACAAACACAGUUGCAACCUUUGACACUUGAAUCUCUCUGCUCUGGUCCAGACGAUUGGACUCGAUAGACUCUGCUGUUUCUUUGUUUUACAGACUGAAGGUUUGUGUUGUAUGUUUUCUCCUCGGGAACGUGAGAACUCCCCUCUGAUUGGAUGCUGCAACCAAUCAGCUGCCUCCACCUGAUGGGCAGAUGAAAUUGCUGCAACAAAUGCCGAACACAACUUCAGUCAGUGGAGCAAAUAUUGUGGCUGCUUGGGCUGAAUUGGUGACUUGUGGUUAAUUAGCUGUUUGGGUUUUGAUCUGGUCUGGGUUCUGGUUUUGAUAUGUUGAUCCUGGCUUUGUUCAGAUCUAGAACGCAAGGGAGCUAAAAUAAGUCAUAAAAUCUCACUGAGCUCUCAACCAUGUCUCCUGGACGUCCACAGCUCUGACCAGUGGGUCCAGUCCAGCAGCGCCCUGUUAGUUUACAGCUCAGGUGUCUGUGAUUCUGCAUCUUCACGGUGAACAUGUUCCAACGACUGCACAAAACCAGAUUUAGCAGCGCUUGAGCUGAGAGAAAAGACUCCGGCUCACCUGUUCAAAGACCAGGACACGAACCAGCUCUAAACCUGUGUGUGUACUUGUUUUUCCUGCAAUGUGUUUUCUAGGCUUGUGUUAGAACCAAAUUAAGUCCUGAGUCUAAAAGGUUCAGAGCUGCUGCUGACUAUCAUUGAUGAAUUGUAUGUUUUCUUAUCAGCUGUUGGCGCCAAAGACUUUAUUUAAACUUUUCAUUGUAAUUAUUAUUGACACCUUGGUCCAGUCUGGGUGAAACAAAUAUUAGCAGCCGUGUGUGCAUGUUUCUGUCUGCAGACCAAAAUAAUCUUCGUAGUUUUGUCUGAGUCACUUUUAAAUGUGCCUUAAAUGAGCCCAGUGUAAAUGCUGUGACUGGUUAAACCAGUGUGUAACAUGGAUGAUGAAAAUAAGUCACUGUUGUCAUCACUUAUCAGAUUGAGAUAUCUUCAGUAAGCACGUCAGAACCUGCUGUGACGUGGUUCUAGUCAUUUCCUGUCUAAAUGAACGCUAAAGAUCUGAA